Molecule: messenger RNA, 597 nt
Organism: Pochonia chlamydosporia 170
Lineage: Eukaryota; Fungi; Ascomycota; Sordariomycetes; Hypocreales; Clavicipitaceae
Product: ARP2/3 complex (p16-Arc)
Exons: 3
Coding region: 1-597 (198 amino acids)
Biological process (GO): regulation of actin filament polymerization; Arp2/3 complex-mediated actin nucleation
Cellular component (GO): actin cytoskeleton; Arp2/3 protein complex; cytoplasm
Molecular function (GO): actin filament binding
Source: RefSeq, a predicted model, not a curated record
AUGUCCAUCAUCCAGCAACACACGAGCGCCACGCUCAGCGACGCCUGGCGAACCAUCAACAUCGACGCAUACAACGAAGAUUCGAGCGUCAACUUUGACACCUCGACACUACACCCGCCCCAACCCGAGAUUAGCGAAGCAGAGGUGCGCCAGUUGGCUGGCCAGGUUAGACAGUUGCUGAGAGGAGGCGAUGCCGAAGGCGCCCUGAGGGGAUGUCUGGAGACGCCUGUGUAUAAUGGAACAGAGGGGGCAAAGGACGCACAUCUCCAGACCAUCAUUGAGGUUCUGCAGUCCAUCAAGGCGAGCGAGAUGAGCCCCCUCCUCAAGGGAAUUUACGAAUCACAAGGCGGCAGCGAGUGUCUCGACGUCCUCAUGAAGUACAUUUACAAGGGAAUGGCCAUGGGCCACCCGAAAUCAGCGUCAAAAGUCACACCGCAAUCCACGGGAGGGUUCAGCCAGGUCGGUGCUCGACCUGGUGCUACGAACGAGUCAGCUUCUACGGCAAUGAGCGUUCUGCUUAGCUGGCAUGAGAAGCUUGUUGAGGUUGCGGGACUGGGAUGCAUUGGACGGACCAUGACGGACUGGCGGAGGGUGUAG